Molecule: messenger RNA, 2824 nt
Organism: Andrographis paniculata
Lineage: Eukaryota; Viridiplantae; Streptophyta; Magnoliopsida; Lamiales; Acanthaceae
Product: protein trichome birefringence-like 10
Exons: 7
Coding region: 1343-2662 (439 amino acids)
Cellular component (GO): Golgi apparatus
Molecular function (GO): O-acetyltransferase activity
Source: RefSeq, a predicted model, not a curated record
UUAACAGGUAUCCUUUCUAUUUAGUUUUGAUCUAUCAAUGCUACUGAUAUUUUAUUUAUUUAUUUAUUUAUUUUUUAUAUAAAUAUAUGUAUAGGGAAUUUUAUUGCUUGUUGAUUCUAUUGUAUAGUGCAUAGAACUAUGUAUAAGUGAUGGUUUCAAAGUAAAAUGACUGCCAUCAUUCAUAAGAGUUGGAUGUAAUCCGGGAUCAUGGUGGAAUCUGAAUGUUUGGUUGAGAUGGAAAGAUUUUUCUGAACUUGUAGAUGAUAUUAGGGUGAGAAUUGGUUGCCUAAUGAUUUAAUUAGACUAGAAUCUACCAUAGUUUGAUGAAUGAAAGGCCUUUUGUUUUACAGAAAUAUAUCUUUAGCCAAUUAUACAUGGGGACAUGGGGUAUUGUAGGUCUUUUUCGUUCUUUUGUUUUCCGUCUUAAACGAAUAUGCAGUUGCUUUUUUGCCAUUGGCCAAAAUUUGAGGAAAGCUUUAAUUGUUCAAUGUGGACUUCUCGAUAGUUCAGAACUGCUUAGAGUAGCCCUUAAUUGCAUUAUGAAGAUGUAGUGCUGUUGGAAGGUUUGGUUUGUAACUUUGUUAUGGUUAGCUUCAACAAUGAAUUUUCACGAGGUGAUUAAUAGUAAUGAUACCUGAUCUCUGUUCGAUGAUUGUGAUCUUACCUAUUUGAAGUCUGCCCUUGGAGAAUCUUCAACCAUUUGGGUUUCUAAGGUCUGCUAAAGCAUCGAGUGGGCCAGGGUUACGUGCUAUUGCAAUUCACGGGAUGAAGCUGCUGCUGACGUUGCCUUUUGCCAAAUGCUACUAGAAUUCGAAAGCGCCAUAUCUGUAUUCUGUCAAGAUGAAGAAAAUGAAGAAGAACGUGGGCACAUCUCAGGUAGUUUUAUAAUCCGUUGCCAAAGCAAGAUUUGUGCCUGCUUUAGUUGAAUCCUCUUAAUUCUUUCAUUAUAGUAUUAUAAAUUAAAUUAAUAAUAUAUUCUGUCAAGAUGAAGAAAAUGAAGAAGAACGUGGGCACAUCUCAGGAAAAGGGCAAAAAAAGGAAAAUCUUGUGGUGGCAUUUGGCAGCCAAUACUCCUUCAACAAGUAAAGAAGAAACAAAUCACUCAUUUUUUAGACUCUCCGGACCAAACUUCCUAUGAUGAUUUUCAGCGGUUGAUUAGCUUGCACAUUACAGUUCUUCAGUUUCCUCAAACUCCCUUGCUAGCCCUCCCUCCCUCUCUCUCUCUCUCUAUAUAUAUAUAUAUAUAUAUGUGUGGAUGUGACUGUGUGUGUGUGUGUGAGUGUGAGUAUUCUUCUUUAGGGAAGGGUGUAGAAAUUGAAUCUUGGUUUUGGGACUUUGAAAAAUGGCGAUUAGCCCAUCUGCAGAGGUCUCUGAGGAUAUGAACUUUGUGGGUUUUUACAAGAAAGUGAAGCGCUUUAGGCCGUUUGAGCCUUCAGUAGGGAUUCUUGGUUUUACAGUAUGUGUUAUUUUUGGGUUUCUAUUCUUGGACUACAAUAGUGUUCCAAAAGGGGUGAGAAUCCCUUCCCUGAGUGAGAGGUUUCUGUGGAUGAAAAUCGAUGGAGAGAGUGGGAAGAAACUUGAUUUCUUGAGUGGAAUCAAUGAUGGCGUGUGUGAUCUGUUCGAUGGGGAUUGGGUGUGGGAUGAGAAUUAUCCAUUGUAUAAUUCAAAAGAUUGCAGGUUCUUGGAUGAAGGAUUCAGGUGCAAUGAAAAUGGCAGGCCUGAUAGUUUCUACACCAAGUGGAGAUGGCAGCCAAGGGAUUGCAAUUUGCCCAGAUUUGAUGCCAAAGUGAUGCUGGAGAGCCUGCGAAAUAAACGAAUUGUGUUCUCCGGAGACUCGAUAGGAAGAAACCAAUGGGAAUCUAUGCUCUGUAUGCUGUCGUCCGUAGUUUCCGACAAGGACUCUAUCUAUGAAGUGAAUGGGAACCCGAUCACAAAGCACCGAGGAUUCUUGAUUUUCAAGUUUCCCGAGUAUAACUGCACGGUGGAGUACUACCGGUCGCCGUUCCUCGUCCUGCAAAGCCGUCCUCCCGCAAACGCUUCGUCCGGCAUCAAAACAACGCUAAAGUUGGACCGAAUGGAUUGGACGUCGUCAAGGUGGAGAACUGCCGAUAUCCUCGUUCUCAACACGGGUCAUUGGUGGAACUACGAGAAGACUCUUAGAGGAGGGUGUUACUUUCAAGAGGGCGACGAAGUUCGGACGGACAUGACGAUCGAUGCAGCGUACAAGAAAGCCUUGGAGACGGUCGUCGAAUGGAUACUCCGGAAAGUGAACACUACCAUCACACAAGUCGUCUUCCGGACAUACGCUCCCGUUCACUUCAGGGGCGGCGACUGGAGAGACGGGGGAGCAUGCAAUUCGGACACCCUUCCCGGCUCCGUUCUAUCAGCGUCUCAAAAAUGGACACAAUACGAAAUUUUCACGAGAGUAAUUGCAGCCCAUGGGUCGGCGCUCGACGUGCUGAAUAUUACUCGGAUGACGGCGAUGAGAAAAGACGGGCACCCGUCUGUAUAUUACAAGUCCCGGCCGACGCCCCUCCACAGACAAGACUGCAGCCAUUGGUGUCUGCCGGGAGUUCCCGACGCGUGGAACGAGCUGCUCUACGCCCUCGUUUUGAAGCACCGGCCGACGAAAACGUCGAAUUCGUCGGUCGCGCAGGUAUGAUUGGUUGAUUGAUGGAGUGUAAAUAAGUUAUUGACACGAGGAAAGGAUAAAUGAAUUUAGUGAAACAAAUUUUGGCAUGGGUUAACAGAGGCAAGAAAGAAACUUGGCCUCUGUUUGUAGAUAGAAAGAAAUUUGCGUAUCACUCAGUAAAUGGGUUUCAGA